Daldinia caldariorum is the source of this 5008-nucleotide messenger RNA. RefSeq names its product Hydantoinase B/oxoprolinase-domain-containing protein. Gene Ontology annotation, cellular component: cytosol. Lineage: Eukaryota; Fungi; Ascomycota; Sordariomycetes; Xylariales; Hypoxylaceae. The record is from RefSeq and is a predicted model, not a curated record. Gene Ontology annotation, molecular function: 5-oxoprolinase (ATP-hydrolyzing) activity. Bases 537 to 4634 code for a protein of 1365 amino acids. Gene Ontology annotation, biological process: glutathione metabolic process. The transcript has 2 exons.
UGGGGAUCGUGGGGGGCGGAAGGGGAAGUAUACGUGGUAGGUAUGUUGCGGGGUAGCGAAAUAAGUCUAUUAUAGACCUAUCAUAGCACUGUUAAAUCAGUCAUUUUAGGGAGAAUUACAGUGGGGGUGAGUCAUUGUUAUUUCAUUCUUCACCUCCGUUACUAUUAUCUAGUGACGACAUCGGCUCCGUCGUUAAUAAAUUCUUAACGUCUUCCUAAUAUUUCCGAAUCCCUAUUCUCGGACCCAUGCCGUAUCCACUCUCAUCCUCCUCUAUUCCUCUAUACACUCACUAAAGGUACGCUUCUAUUGGGUUUAUAUUCCUUGAGGUUACGAACAUGAUCCGCUGUCAGAUCUUAAACUUACAUAUAAAAAAUAAUAAGAGCAUCAAUUUUGUAAGCUCCAACGGUUUCAAACAGGGUGUCGCUGCUCUCCGAUGCCGCUAAACCUAGGUCUAUAAGUUGCCAAACGUUCGAAGCUACGAAGUGCUAUAUUCCCUCUAUCCAUAUUAGCCAGUUCCAUCAUUCAUCCCAUACAAGAUGGGUUCUACUGAACAGAGAGAUCGCGGUGUCCGUAUUGCCAUUGACCGGGGCGGUACCUUUACAGACUGCGUUGGAACCUUGAACGGAAAAGACGUUGUCAUCAAGCUGCUCUCUGAAGAUCCGGCCAACUACGAAGAUGCGCCGCUGGAGGGCAUCCGACGUAUCUUAAGUCACUUCGAGGGACGGGAGAUUCCUCGGGGUGAACCUCUGGACACCUCUAAGAUCGACAGUAUACGUAUGGGGACAACGGUGGCGACAAAUGCGUUGCUGGAGCGCAAGGGCGAAAAGAUAGCCCUUGUCGUAACCAGGGGCUUCCGGGACUGUCUUGUUAUCGGUAACCAGAGUCGACCCAAGAUCUUUGACCUUGCUAUCAGGAAGCCCGAUGUUCUGUACGAGGAGGUCGUCGAGAUAGACGAGCGAGUUACGCUUGAGGACUAUGCUGAAGACCCGGAGCGGACAAUCACUAAGGCCGAUGCAAAGGCCGGGACGGCGGAAGCGCUGAAAUCCGAUUUAGUGUUAGGGCUCUCAGGGGAGACGGUCCGUAUUUUGGAACGACCAGUGGAAAGCAAGAUCAGAGACCAGUUGAAGAGCAUAUUCGACAAGGGCAUCAAAAGCAUAGCUGUGUGUCUAAUGCAUGGCUACACAUUUCCGGACCAUGAAGCCUUAGUAGGCAAGAUCGCUACGGAAGUUGGGUUUAACCACAUCUCGCUCAGCCACGAACUCAUGCCCAUGAUUAAGCUGGUCCCGCGAGCGACAAGUGUUUGUGCCGAUGCAUAUCUAACACCUGCGAUUAAGAAGUACAUCGCUGGCUUCCAGAAAGGAUUUGUUGGUGGUCUAGGAACGCGGAGUGUCCUCCAAGAAAAAGGCAGCAAAGGUGCGAGGUGCGAGUUCAUGCAGAGCGACGGUGGAUUAGUCGACGUGGAGAAAUUCACUGGAUUGAAGGCUAUCCUAUCUGGUCCUGCAGGGGGUGUGGUUGGUUACGCUAUUACAAGUUACGAUGAGGAGACCAAGAUUCCGGUAAUCGGAUUUGAUAUGGGCGGUACUAGUACCGACGUCUCACGUUAUGGAGAAGGUCGAUAUGAGCACGUCUUUGAGACGACGACUGCAGGCGUUACGAUUCAGUCACCUCAGCUCGAUAUCAACACUGUCGCUGCUGGUGGUGGAAGCAGACUUUUCUUCAAGAAUGGUCUCUUUGUCGUCGGGCCCGAAUCAGUGGGAGCUCAUCCUGGCCCUGCUUGCUACCGCAAAGGUGGCCCUGCUGCAGUGACAGACGCGAACCUGUUCUUAGGUCGCCUGCUGCCCGAAUUUUUCCCCAAGAUUUUUGGCAAAAAUGAGGAUGAGGGCCUAGAUUUUGAAGCGAGCAAGAAAGUGAUCCAGGAACUCGCUGACCAAAUUAACAAGGAAACUGGCAAAAAUAUGAGCUUGGAUGAGGUAGCAUACGGCUUCCUGACGAUAGCAAACGAAGCUAUGACACGGCCUAUCAGGUCGAUUACCGAAGCGAAGGGCCACGACUCUUCGAAGCACCGGUUGGCGACCUUCGGUGGCGCCGGCGGUCAGCACGCUGUUGCUAUCGCAGAGGCUCUAGGCAUUAAGCAGAUAUUAGUUCACAGGUACUCGUCAGUUUUAUCCGCGUACGGAAUGGCCUUGGCAGAUGUUGUCGACGAGAGGCAAGAGCCAGACUCCACAGUAUGGCAGGACAAGGGAGACGUUGUCAAUGAACUAAAAGCUAAGAUGGAAAAACUAAAAGAAAAGUCACGUAAGGCUCUGCGAGACCAGGGCUUCGAAGACAGCGAUAUUAUCUUCGAAGAAUAUCUCAACAUGAAAUAUCGUGGAACCGAAUCAGCGCUCAUGAUUAUUAAACCUGACGAGGAGAAGGCGAAGGCCUCCUAUAACGGUGAGGACUGGGCUUUCGGCAAGGCCUUUGUGGACCACCAUCGCUACGAAUUUGGAUUCACUCUGGAUGACAGAGACAUCAUUGUAGAUGAUGUCCGGGUUCGCGGUAUCGGGAAAAGCUUCAGAUACCAGGACAAGACUGUAGAUCAGCAGUUAAGAGACGUCAAGCGGCAAUCUGUUGGUGACCAGAAAGCGCAUGGCAAGUCUCAAGUUUACUUUGAAGGCGGCCGACUGGAGACGCCUAUCUAUAAACUGGAGGAUCUAUCUGUUGGUGACGAAAUCAACGGACCGGCCGUACUCGCGGACGGCACACAAACUAUUGUUGUGACUCCAAAGGCGAAGGCGCUAAUUCUAGAAACGCAUGUCAUUAUUGACCUAGAAAAGAGCAGCAAGGAUGACUCCAAUAAGAAGGAUUCCUCUGAACGAAAGGCCGAUCCCAUUCUGCUGAGUAUCUUCGGCCAUCGUUUUAUGGCUAUUGCAGAGCAAAUGGGCCAUGCGCUGCAAAAGACGAGCGUGAGUACAAACGUGAAAGAGCGUCUUGACUUCUCGUGCGCUAUAUUUGACGCCUCCGGUGGACUCGUGGCUAAUGCACCGCAUUUGCCUAUCCACUUGGGAUCUAUGUCGACUUGCGUCAGGACGCAAGCCGAGAUCUGGGAGGGUAAGCUCAAAAAGGGAGAUGUAAUCAUGUCAAAUCACCCGUCAUAUGGUGGUACGCAUCUGCCAGACAUAACUCUUAUCAUGCCUGCCUUUAAUAAAAAGGGGGACAAGAUUUUAUUUUACGCAGCGUCAAGAGCGCAUCAUGCAGAUAUCGGCGGAAUUACCGCAGGCAGUAUGCCACCUCUUUCGCGGGAAUUAUUCCAAGAGGGUGCGGCGAUAGAGAGCGAGAAGAUUGUCAGCGAGGGUAAAUUUAACGAAAAGAGAAUCACGGAAUUACUUUACGAUGAACCAGCAAAAUAUCCUGGCUGUAGUGGAACCAGAUGUUUGGCAGACAAUAUCAACGAUCUCAGAGCGCAGGUAUCUGCGAACCAAAAGGGUAUCUCCUUAAUCGAAGGCCUUAUUAAUGAGUACGGCGAAGACACUGUACAAUUCUACAUGGUUAGCAUUCAGAACAACGCAGAGCUCUGCGUCCGGCAAUUAUUAAAGAAAGUCUACAAAAAGUUCGAAGGGAAAGACCUGUCUGCAGUGGAUUACAUGGACGACGGAACGCCAAUUCAGUUACGCGUCACCAUCGACCCUGAAAAGGGAGAGGCAGAGUUCGACUUCGAGGGUACGGGGCCUCAGAUCUACGGUAAUGUCAAUGCGCCUGAAGCCAUUACGUACAGCGCUAUCAUCUACUGUCUGCGCUGUCUGAUUUCCGAAGACAUCCCUCUAAACCAGGGCUGCCUUAAACCUGUCAAGGUCAAAAUUCCACCCAAGUCACUCCUGUCGCCGUCGACGGGCGCUGCAGUGGUAGGUGGCAACGUAUUGACCAGUCAGAGGGUUACGGAUGUUAUAUUAAAAGCAUUCCAAGCGUGUGCUGCCAGCCAGGGUUGCUGCAACAACCUGACGUUCGGGUUCGGAGGAAACGUCUCGGGAGAGAAAGAAGUCAAGGGCUUCGGGUACUACGAGACGAUCGCAGGUGGAAGCGGUGCGGGUCCGGACUGGGAAGGCACUAGUGGCGUCCACGUACACAUGACGAACACGCGCAUUACCGACUCUGAAGUGUUCGAGCGACGGUAUCCCGUCCUUCUACACGAGUUUUCCAUCCGCAAGGGAUCGGGUGGUAACGGGCAACACCGUGGCGGCGACGGAGUUAUCCGCGACAUCGAAUUCCGGAUCCCUAUCCAAUGCUCGAUCCUCAGCGAGCGACGAGUCUACCGACCUUACGGCCUGGCCGGUGGCGAGGACGCCGAGUGCGGCCUCAAUAUCUGGGUGCGUCGCGUGCAAAAGGCCCACCCGGAGAAGGACCUCGCCACGCAAAGCGCGCACGCGUCGCAGCAGGACGGCAAGGACGACGCCGAGUACGAGGUUCGCUAUAUCAACUUGGGCGCCAAGAACAGCGCUCCGAUGAAGCCCGGCGACCACAUCAUCGUCAAGACGCCCGGCGGAGGGGGCUGGGGCAAGGUGGGGGGCGAGAAGAUUGAGAGGCUGCGGAAAGAUCACACGGAGGCUUGGAGGAAGGGGAGCCAUUCCGCCAGGGAAGAUACUGCUUUGCAAGCUUAGGGUGGCUUGGCUCAGGGGGCUAUAGAUAGAAGAAGCUAUCUUUCCCUGUAUGUACCCAAUGUAUCUAGGUCGGAGGUAUGUAUUGUAUCUAACAGGUAGGAUAGAUAGUCUAGAUAUGAGAAGCAUAAAAAAGAAAACACGUUACUCCUUCAAAACCCCUUCACCCCAACCCCCCCUUUUUUGACGCGCGUCGUAGGGGGGUAUUCGUAGAAGUAGGCAGUUUUCUUGGUGAUGCUAUACCCCUAUCUUAUUUAAGUCGCGCCGCCUAUAGAUCCUAACUUCUCCUUACCUUACGUACCUAACCUGUUAUUACACGGGGCCAUUACCUGUCUACCAGGCACCUAGCAUCUAGGAAGGUAACCAAAUAUGUAACU